AAACCGGUACUCUGCUCAUCGCUCAGCUACAUCUCCGCAGAAGCUCUCUCAGCCGGCCGGUUAGCAUCAUCAUGGCGAACGUCGCGGACACUCGGCUGUACGACAUACUCGGAGUUUCACCUUCUGCUUCCGAGAAUGAACUAAAAAAGGCCUAUCGCAAACUGGCCAAAGAGUACCACCCUGACAAAAAUCCAGAUGCUGGAGACAAGUUCAAAGAAAUUAGUUUUGCUUAUGAGGUACUGACUAACCCAGAGAAGAAGGACCUUUAUGAUCGCUGUGGAGAGCAGGGACUACGGGAGGGAGGAGGAGGAGGGCCUGGCAUGGAUGAUAUUUUCUCCCACAUUUUUGGAGGAGGACUCUUUGGGUUCAUGGGCGGACAGGGCAGAGGACGCAAUGGAGGAAAAAGGAGAGGAGAGGAUAUGGUACACCCUCUGAAAGUUUCACUUGAAGAUCUGUACAAUGGCAAAACCACAAAACUGCAGCUUAGUAAGAAUGUGUUGUGUAGUGCCUGCAAUGGUCAGGGGGGUAAAGCUGGAGCGGUGCAGAAGUGUGUACCAUGCAGAGGAAGGGGUAUGAGGAUCAUGAUCAGACAGCUGGCCCCAGGAAUGGUUCAGCAGAUGCAGUCAGUCUGCACAGACUGCAAUGGAGAGGGCGAGGUUAUAAAUGAGAAAGACCGUUGCAAAAAGUGUGAGGGUCAGAAGGUGUGUAAGGAGACUAAACUUCUGGAGGUUCAUGUGGACAAAGGCAUGAAACACGGACAGAAGAUCACAUUCUCUGGGGAAGCUGACCAAGCUCCAGGCGUGGAACCUGGAGAUAUAGUUCUGGUGCUUCAAGAGAAGGAGCAUGAGGAAUUCCGACGUGAAGUCAAUGACCUUCACAUGGUCCAGCGCAUCGGACUUGUUGAAGCUUUGUGUGGCUUCCAGAUGACCAUUACACACCUGGAUGGACGGCAGCUGCUUAUCAAAUACCCACCUGGCAAAGUCAUCGAGCCAGGUUGCGUUCGAAUGGUGAAAGGAGAGGGAAUGCCCCAGUACAGAAAUCCAUUUGAGAAAGGAGAUCUUUAUAUCAAGUUUGAUGUUCAGUUCCCAGAAAACAACUGGAUUAGCCCUGAAAAACUGAAUGACCUGGAGAACUUGCUACCUGUUCGUUCAGACAAUCCUGACAUCGCUCCAGAUGCAGAGGAAGUCGACCUGACAGAUUUUGACAGGAGUCAGAGUUCUGGCAGCGGGGCGAGGAGAGAGGCCUACAACGAUAGUUCUGAUGAGGAAGGGGGCCACCAUGGCCCAGGGGUGCAGUGUGCACACCAAUAGACUCGUACAAAGACUUGCAUACAAACAUUGUUUCAGUUCCAUUGCUAAUACCAUUUCAGACUUGUUGCACAUAGUCAUUUAUCCCCCUUCAUGAUUUCAGUGAAAAAGGAGUUACAUAAAACCCAAAUAAAAGUAAAAAUAAAUAAAUGAAACCCUCCUCAGCUCCAUUUAUCCCUCCACCUCCCCAGAGAUGCUGGAUGUGUGAUGCUUGUUUUGCGUUUUGUGGACAGUAGUGCUUAUCGGUUGUCUCAACUUGGACUGUUUCUGUUUUAAUUUUAAGCUUUUCUCUUUACUGCGGAAAGCACCAAAGUAGUGUUGUUUGAUCCGUUACAUGCAAGCGCAUGCACCUUCUUGCUAAAGAUCUAGAUUAUGUAGAUCCUCAGUCCAGACACAAAAUAGAAAUCGUCACGCCUGCAGACAGUUGAGUGUGUUCCUGCUAGCUAAGUGCCCCGUCGCUACAUGAGCCAACCCGAUUCCAUCUCUGCACAGCCUGCUGUCAGCCAACCUUUAACCCACCUCUCCUGUUCAGUUUGUCGCUUGCUUGUUAAAAAAAACAUGAGCUUUACCCAGUUGUGAAUGUUUGAAACUACAGACUUUGCGAUGAUCUUUGUUGAAAUUAAUGACACACUUUGUAUGUGUGAAAUGCAGUGGCUCAGUGUGUGUGAACUGGUAGAAUGUUAGCUUAAUAGGCUGGUAGGUAUUCCUGCUUUGCGGUGAACUGCAGUGAGAAUGGAUAUCUAAUCUAUGUAGUUGAUGAUUGGGGGGGGCGAAAAGGAAUGUUUUUUUUCUCUGAUGUAGCGCUUUCCGCUCUCCUCACUGGGAGCUCCUCUUGUCUCGCGUCACACCAAAACCUUCUGUAUUUGACAUCUCUACCAGUAGUAGUUCCUAGCUAAUCUAAUGUUCUUUCUUCUCAGCCUAAUAUGCCUGUAAAUAAAUACAAGUCCUGUUCCAUAGGUGCACUCAGUGUUUACAGCAGUGGUGUUCUGUUGUCACAACCUUUUACACAAGUGAGCAACAUAAUUGUUCUGUUCACAUCAAGGAAGAUUAAUGGAGCUUCUGUAAAAUCUUCACAUAGGCCUCUGGUUCAUUGUGUGAUUGACCUCUGGGGAUAACUAUCUACACACACUUAAAGGAGUUAUUAAUUACAUUACUGUUGAUGCUUAUGUUUGUCAAAAUGGUAAUUAAAAUGUAUAUUGACAAUG
Nothobranchius furzeri (turquoise killifish) is the source of this 2512-nucleotide messenger RNA. RefSeq names its product DnaJ heat shock protein family (Hsp40) member A2b (gene dnaja2b). Gene Ontology annotation, biological process: protein refolding; response to heat. Gene Ontology annotation, cellular component: cytosol; cytoplasm. The record is from RefSeq and is a predicted model, not a curated record. Gene Ontology annotation, molecular function: ATP binding; Hsp70 protein binding. NCBI's taxonomy places the organism in Eukaryota, Metazoa, Chordata, Actinopteri, Cyprinodontiformes, Nothobranchiidae.